UCUUUCCAAACCAGUGACUAUGAGCUGUGGUUCCAAAUUAAUCUCGUGGUCCUGCUGGCCAGCUUCCGUCCUUCAGUUUUGGUGGUGAUCCCCGCCAACCUCACCUGCGACUCUUACGAUGCAAUAUUGAAAGGCCUGGACAACGCUUUGGUGGUUCUCCCAUCUGCAGUUGGAGCGGAGCUGAAGUCAAGCAUAGACGAACUUCGACAGUCACCACCAGAAGGCUGCACGCCUCCUCGUCCUGUGGGUUUCUGCAAAGAGACAAUAGUGGAUGAGGUGAAGCUGUGUAGUGGUGUCAACAGUGGUCGACCCGGGAGCCAGCCUCCUUCCUCGGAUCAGCUGUGCAACUUCACCAUCUCUAAUUAUGCCUGCUCAUCGGACGCAUCAUCCCUGUCCUCUGAUGCUCUCGUCACGCUGCUGACUUGCAAAGUGCCGAGCAGCAUGAACAGCAGCGCAGAGACGUGGAAGCUUUUUUUCCAGAAAGUCGCGGGAGUUCUGGAGGUUGCUCUGUCAGCGUACUCCAACAAUAACCUCAGUGGCCAUCAGGCUGAGUCCAGUAUUCUCGAUGCCAUCGGAGAGGUGAAAGUCAACAACUUCAGCGCCGCUCAACUGACAGAUGUCAGCUUCAUUAGCGACUGGUUCCAGGGAAGGCUGAGACCAUUCUUGCCAGCGGUCUCCAGGGACUUCCUGUCCUGCCUUAGCUCCAAGAACUUCAGUUGCGACACCUACCAAGUUGUGGUGCAGGCUCUCAGUCGUCAAGCGUCCCUCAUGGAGGUGGGGCAACAACGGGUCGUCUUCACUGAAUUUGUCAAUCCCUUCCUCUCGAGAGAUGACCUACCAGAUCCUGCCUGUCUUGCCAAUACUACAAGCAGCGCUGACUGGCUGGAGAAGAACUUUGGCAACUUCUCCGUCUACGCCGCCUUGGAGGAUCUCCAAAGGCUGAAUGAAAAUUUCUCCAGCUUUGCAUCGUUGGCGCUGCUGAGCCCCAGCCAAGUAGCUGAACUGACACUGAGCUCCGGAGCGUUGAACAACACCAAUCAGAUCGUCGCUGUGUUUGACCGCCUGGAGAAUGGCAAUGCUUUCAAGAACGUGGAGGAGUUUCUGACGACUCUAACCGCAUCUCCUGAGAUUCCCGAUAUCGCCCCCGCUGUGAGAGACGUGAUGAUGAACCGAACAUUCGUGAUCAUUGAACUGAAGUUCCCGGAAUUUGUGGCUCAUGACUGGGAAGUGUGGUUCACCGAGAAGCUCAUCCCUGUCCUCCCCAGUUUCACCGCAGAAAUGCUGCUUAAGGUCACAGCUGGCAUCAACUGCACCAACUACCAUGUGAUCGUUGAGGGAAUGGGAGAUGUUUUCUACAAAAUGACAUUCACCAGGAGGCAGGAGAUAACCAGGGUUCUGGUGGAGCACCUGAAGCAAUUUGCCGUCCGAUUCAACAGUCCAGAUUGCAGAAAGGACAUCGGAAACGAUGCUGAGUGGCUUGACAUCAACUUGGGUCUAUUCUCCACGGUGGCCAAUUACACAGACCUCAAGGAGCUGAACAUCAGUGGGCUGGCAGCUUUGGAAUCCCUGUCACCUGACCAGAAAGCAGAGCUCCUGUUGGAUCCGUCCACCGGUGCUCUUGAAAAUGUGACCGUGGUGAAGGAGGUGUUGAGCAGCAUCCUGAGAGCCCCAGAUGAGAAGCAGCUAGAGAAAUUCUUUGAAACGUUCGUGGAGGUCAGCAAGGAGGAAAACAUCGCCUACAUCACAAACGCGGACGUCCGGGACGCAAUACUGAACCUGACUUUGACGGCUCUGGCUCCCAAAUUCCCUCUCUUCCAAACCAGUGACUAUGAGCUGUGGUUCCAAAUUAAUCUCGUGGUCCUGCUGGCCAGCUUCCGUCCUUCAGUUUUGGUGGUGAUCCCCGCCAACCUCACCUGCGACUCUUACGAUGCAAUAUUGAAAGGCCUGGACAACGCUUUGGUGGUUCUCCCAUCUGCAGUUGGAGCGGAGCUGAAGUCAAGCAUAGACGAACUUCGACAGUCACCACCAGAAGGCUGCACGCCUCCUCGUCCUGUGGGUUUCUGCAAAGAGACAAUAGUGGAUGAGGUGAAGCUGUGUAGUGGUGUCAACAGUGGUCGACCCGGGAGCCAGCCUCCUUCCUCGGAUCAGCUGUGCAACUUCACCAUCCCUAAUUAUGCCUGCUCAUCGGACGCAUCAUCCCUGUCCUCUGAUGCUCUCGUCACGCUGCUGACUUGCAAAGUGCCGAGCAGCAUGAACAGCAGCGCAGAGACGUGGAAGCUUUUUUUCCAGAAAGUCGCGGGAGUUCUGGAGGUUGCUCUGUCAGCGUACUCCAACAAUAACCUCAGUGGCCAUCAGGCUGAGUCCAGUAUUCUCGAUGCCAUCGGAGAGGUGAAAGUCAACAACUUCAGCGCCGCUCAACUGACAGAUGUCAGCUUCAUUAGCGACUGGUUCCAGGGAAGGCUGAGACCAUUCUUGCCAGCGGUCUCCAGGGACUUCCUGUCCUGCCUUAGCUCCAAGAACUUCAGUUGCGACACCUACCAAGUUGUGGUGCAGGCUCUCAGUCGUCAAGCGUCCCUCAUGGAGGUGGGGCAACAACGGGUCGUCUUCACUGAAUUUGUCAAUCCCUUCCUCUCGAGAGAUGACCUACCAGAUCCUGCCUGUCUUGCCAAUACUACAAGCAGCGCUGACUGGCUGGAGAAGAACUUUGGCAACUUCUCCGUCUACGCUACCUUGGAGGAUCUCCAAAGGCUGAAUGAAAAUUUCUCCAGCUUUGCAUCGUUGGCGCUGCUGAGCCCCAGCCAAGUAGCUGAACUGACACUGAGCUCCGGAGCGUUGAACAACACCAAUCAGAUCGUCGCUGUGUUUGACCGCCUGGAGAAUGGCAAUGCUUUCAAGAACGUGGAGGAGUUUCUGACGACUCUAACCGCAUCUCCUGAGAUUCCCGAUAUCGCCCCCGCUGUGAGAGACGUGAUGAUGAACCGAACAUUCGUGAUCAUUGAACUGAAGUUCCCGGAAUUUGUGGCUCAUGACUGGGAAGUGUGGUUCACCGAGAAGCUCAUCCCUGUCCUCCCCAGUUUCACCGCAGAAAUGCUGCUUAAGGUCACAGCUGGCAUCAACUGCACCAACUACCAUGUGAUUGUCAGAGGACUGAAUGUGGCUUAUUUACAAGUACCUGUCGAAAGAAGAGAGGAACUUGCUACAAAUCUAGUAGUUUACCUCAGACAGUCUCUUCACCAGAUCAGUCAGCUUGCCUGCAAACAGGGUGUCCAAAAUGACACUGACUGGCUGGUUCUGAACCUUGGUCAGUUUUUCACCUAUGUGCCUUAUUCUGACUUGGCAGAAUUCAACAUCUCUAGGGAAGCCGUGUUUGGCUCUCUAACUGGUGAACAGAAGGUGGAGCGAAUCUUGACACCAGAUCUGGUGGAUGACGAGUCUGCUGUUAGAGAAUUGUUUGGAUCUGUUGUAAACUCUCCAGACCAGAACCAGUUGGAUGAUUUUUUUAAGAAAUUGAUCCGCAUAUCUUCACAGAGAAACGUGUCAAGCAUCAGCACUGCUGUGAGCAGCAUAAUUUUGAACAUGACAUUGAUGGACCUGGCGAACAGAUUUGAAACCUUCGAUCCGCAGACGUUUGCUUUAUGGUUCCAGACGUACCUGCACGUUUUCCUCCCUGGGAUUGGUCCAGAUAGCCUUUCUGUCAUCCCCAGGACCAUCAGCUGCGAUUCUUACAGAGAAAUUGUGAAAGGCUGUGAUAACGUUUUCAGCAGUCUCACACCGAUUCAGACAGAGUACGUCUACAGUUUCACACGAGACUAUCUCUCCCAUCAGCCCAGCCAAGGAGAUUCUUGUGUGCUGAAUACUAACAGUGACUCUGAUUGGCUUCUGAAAAACUUUGGACGGUUCCGCUUCAUCGCCAAAUUUACUGACUUUACCAGUUUGAAGAGAGACUUUAAUGGGGUCGAGGUGGCAGAGCUUCUGACCGUGUCUCAGCUGGCUGGGCUUUGCUCCGACCCGUCCCGGCUCAGUGGACCAGCGGAUGUUCACACAGUGAUGAAUGAGCUUCAAACGCAAACGCUUUCAGAGUUUUUCGAUGUUCUUUCUCCAAACAUCCAAGUGAAUGAGCUGGGCUACCCUGCAGAGGUGAAGCGAGCCUUCCUGCAGACAGUGUUUGUGCGAGGAGAUCUGUCGUCUCCUUCGGUCAGUGAUGCUGAGCUGUCAGUCUGGCUCACGGUUCGACUCAGGCCACUGCUGUCCACUUUGAGCUCAGCAGAUGCUUCGGUGUAUUUUGACAUCAUAAGGGCUCGUGGCUGCAGCGUCCAACAGGAGGCCGUCAAUGUGCUGGACUCUCAAAGGACGUCUCUGGAUGGAAACACACAACGUCAGAUCUAUAACAACAUCCAACAGCUACUCACAGACGCUCCUCUUCGCUGUUAUGUCCGGGGCAGUUUCUACCUCUUCCUCAAGUCUUUCUUCCUCCAGUUUGGAUUUCCAGACCUCAACACCUUCCAGUCUCUGAUCCCUGCGGACAGGAGGCCUGAGCUGCUGAGCUCCAUCUCUACAGCCGAGCUGAGCCAGUUCCUGAACGCACCUCAGACGCUCGGAGACGGCUCGGGACUCUGCCAUCUGCUCGGCCAGUACAACCAGACCGCACGCUAUCUGGAGACGGAGCCGCUGGGAUCUGUGGGUUUGGCCCGGCAGGUGUUGUCCUGCGUCUGGCCUGGAGCUCUGAAGCUGGACGUCCAGUCCGAGGUGGAUCAGUGGUUCGAGCAUCGACUCGUGCGAUACCUGCCUCUGCUCAGCUGGCAGCUCAUCAGUCCCACACAGCUCCGCAGCGCCAGCUGUCUGCCCUACAGGAAACUUGUUUCAGUUCUCGGAAACAACUACAACUUCUCCAGAACUGACUUCACCCCAGAGGAUGUGUACAGCUCAGUGAAGGUGUAUCUCUCAAAUGGUGGCUCACCGCGCUGCUAUAACACCUCCGAUCCUCAGCUGAACUCCACAGAUUGGCUUGUGAGCUACAUUGGCAUCUUCAUCAGAUUCGUCAACCUGUCUGACCUCAACUCCUUCGUGUCGUCUGACCAGAUUGGUGUGUUCUUGGAGAACCCGGAGAACCUUCAGCUGCUCAAUGGCACCGUAACCAUCCAGUCCAGCGUAGCUAUCUACUAUGUGACACAGCUGUACAAUCAGAACCCGUCCUUCAACCCCAUCAGGCUGCCAGGUCAGUUCCUGUGUGCAGUCCCUUCAUUUGCAUUAGAGCUUUUAGGAGGCGCAGACAGUUUGGUGCUCAUCCAGCGGAUCAACGUGUUCUGUAAUGGAACCGAGAGCCCUGAGAUCACCUCUGCUCUCGCAGCCAAUCUCCCUUCGCUUUCCUCCUCCACCAUCCAGCUGCUCGGCAGUCAGAGCGUGGGCCUGACGGAGGCUCAGAUAAGCUCCGCCUCCUCUGAUGUCAUCAAGGGCGCGCUCUCGACCCUCAGCGCCGUCGACGGCUGGAAUCAGGGCCAAGCUAACGCCGUCAUACAGACUCUCAUCAAGUCUGACUUUCCAUUGAACACCGGCUCCUCGCUGCUGUCUCUCGGGACGCUCGUCAAAGGCGUUCCAGCAGAAACCAUCUCCAGCAUUGAACCUUCAGAGCUCCUGGCCAUAUCCCAAAAUCCCACAUUCCUCAGCAACAUCCUCUCAGCACCAGAAAUCCUGCAGCUGGUUUAUGUCACGAAGAUCGUGUCUAUAGAUGAAACUAAAGUCAUCGAGAACGUUCCGGACGUGUUGGCUGGCUUGAUCCCGCGUGUCUUGUUGAUCCCUCAGGAGUCUGUGAACAUCACACUGAUCAACCAGAAGCAAUGGACACAGGAGCAGGCCGUGAUGCUGUUCGGCUCCGUGGCGAGUGUCAGUGAGGACACUGAGGAGCUGUCUGAGGAGCUGCUGCAGGGCUUCACCUGCACGUCUGUCCGGACGCUGGCCGAGCCCAAGGUCAAGCAGCUGGUCAAAGCCUGCAGACGACGGCCAGGACGGCAGAAGGUCCAGCUGAAGGAGAGUCAGCUGAUGUGCAUGUACAACUAUAUGAAAGAUGAGCCUUCGCCAAGCUUCGCAGAUUUACCUUCAGACAUCCUGCUUUACUACAACUAUGAGAAGGUGGAGGAGGCGAACUGCCGCUCGUAUUUCAGCGCUGUGGGCACGGCAGAUUUCUCCGUUCUUUCCAGUGUCCUUGACAAACAGAAGACUCUGUUCAACAACGCACAGAGCUGUCUGGGUAUUUCGGAUCAAAGGCUGAGCAAGGAUCACGUGGAGGUUCUGGGUAACCUGACCUGCACUCUCGACGCCGUCUACAUCCAGAACUCUGACCCAGCCAUCAUUGAAAGCCUGAAGAAGUGUCACGAUCUGUCCGACACUCAGAUCAGCGCUGUGCAAUCACUGCUGCUCUCGGGAGAGACUGUCUAUGGGAACUCUUCUGCUUGGGAUCAGCAGACGCUGGAGAACCUCGACACCCUGCCGCUGUACUUCACUGACGACUUCUGGAGCCGCUUCAGCACGCCUCUGAAGAGGAGCUACAUGAAGGUGUUCAUGCCAUUCCUGAGGACCAGAAACACAGAGAAGCCGAAACUAAAGAAUCUCUUUAAGAAUUGCAACGCUGAGUUAGACGCUCGAAGCAGAAUCAGGCGCUCUGCAGACUGCACCGCGGGAAACAUCACAGAAGCCACCAUCGCAGACGCCUCGUUCCCGUUCGGAUACACCGUGGCCCAGUUCGACGCCUGUCUGAGCGCCAGGGUCCUCAGAGAUAACCUGGCCGCCGUCUCGGAGAAAGUGGACGACAACGACUUCCAGAGAAUCAUUCUGAGCAAGCUGAAGCAGGUGUAUCCGGCGGGACUCUCUGACAGCACACUGCAGCUGCUCGCAUCUGUCUCACGACAAGCCACGGUGGACGAGAUCAGGACCUGGAGCAUCACCAGCAUCGACGCGCUGACCGCACUGAUGGACUCACACAACGGAGGAUGGGACAAAGACAAGAGUAAGGAGGUGAUCCUCAGGUAUCUGAGUGUGCCCGGUCACACUUUAGGCACUAAUGAGCUGAACAUCAUCGGCUCGAACAUCUGUGCACUGAACAUCUCAACACUUCAGAGCGUUACAGCGAGAGACCUGAGCAAUGCAGAAGUUCUGGAUCUGUCCUCGUGCUCCUUUGAGCAGAAAUCAGUUCUGUACAGCACUGCCAACUCCUCGUUCAGAGCUCAGCGCAGCAACAGCCCGAUUUACUUCCACCUCAUCAGCCCUUACCUCGGUGGUGCUCCGGUUGAGGACGUGAGGGCUUUGGCCUCUUCUAACAUCACUAUGGACAUCAGCACCUUCAGAAGCCUCAGUGUACCUGUGGUGACGGGUCUGAGUGUGUCUGAUGUGCGUGCGCUCAUGGGUUCAACCGUGGCCGAUCUGAAGGUGUUUGAGAAUGACUCUGUGGUUCAGGCAUGGAUCUCCUCACAGCCGCAGUCUCAGUUAGACACGCUGAACCUGGGUCUGCGUGGAGGCCGAGCCGACCUGAGCACAUCCGCACCCAUCACCGUCCAAAACAACAACAGCAGCAGCACCGCUAACAGCAGCACCGCUAACAACAGCAGCGCUAACAGCAGCAGCAUCACCGGCAGCGGCACGCAGUCAGCGGCUCCUGGCCAAUCAGCUGCAGCGACUGUCACUGCACAGGGAUCUGCAUCAGCUCUUCGUCUCGGUCCAGGCCUGUGGCUCGUCCUGGCCUGUGUGUGGCUUCUGACCUUCACAUGAUAGAUGAUAUGACGUACUUAAUCAAAAAUCUAUGAACUCAUCAUCAGAAAUCCGUUAGAUUAACACAAGUGCUCCAUUGGAUCAAUAAUGUAGCAUCAAAUAUAUAUCGGAGCAAUAUUAAAUAGAAUAUCAGUAAUUCACUUUAGUUGAUUUUUGUGUCUCUCUUGUGUCUUUAUAGUCAUAUUUGUUCUGAAGUUAUUUUUAAUUUAAUUUGUGAUGAUUGUAUAAUCUGUGAACUAAUUUAAAACAUAAGUCUAGUCUAAUAAAAAUAUUUACACAUUAUCUGACGAAAAUGAAGGAAAUCACAGUUUUGUUAAAUUAAUAUGAUAGAAUAGCUUAUUAUUUUGUGCCUUAGUAGAAUAUUAUUUUCACAUUCACUUUUACUGUAAAAUCAAAUCACUUUCACUUCAAUAAAAUCUUCAUCUUUAUCUGCAUCAUA
Molecule: messenger RNA, 8197 nt
Organism: Carassius auratus (goldfish)
Lineage: Eukaryota; Metazoa; Chordata; Actinopteri; Cypriniformes; Cyprinidae
Exons: 60
Coding region: 442-7758 (2438 amino acids)
Biological process (GO): cell-matrix adhesion
Cellular component (GO): cell surface
Source: RefSeq, a predicted model, not a curated record